AUUCCCACUUGAGACAAAAGGUUAUUAUGUUUCAACUUGAUGCUGCAAAGAAAAGCUUUUUGGGCUGCCUGGGAGUCUGUAUUUUUAUUUGCACAAUCAUAUAUAGGAAUGGAAAAAGUUUAUCCCUUCAAGACAGGUCACUGAUUGAUGUACAUGAAGCAGAAUGUGGCUUUUUUCCUGAUGAGCUAUGUUCAUCAUUUUUCCACUAUGGGGAUUUAUCUCCAAAGCUCACCCUUGCUUGUCAAAAACUCUACUGGCCAGAUAAUCUUCUGCCAUAUGAAGGAUUCAACUGUUCCAGUGUGAUACAAGACCUGCAUUUCAUAACAAAGCCUCUUAGUAGACAGGAAGAGACAUACCCAUUAGCCUACAUUAUUACCAUUCAUAAAGAACUGGACAUGUUUGUGAGGCUACUAAGGGCUAUUUACGCACCACAGAAUGUAUACUGUAUCCACGUUGAUGAGAAAUCCAACUGGAGAUAUAAAGGGGCUGUAAAAGCACUGGCAGACUGCUUCCCAAACGUUUUCCUGGCUUCAUCUAUAGUAAAUGUUGUGUACGCAGGCUAUUCUAGACUGCAGGCUGAUAUUAACUGCAUGAAAGAUCUCCUACGCUCACCAGUUGCCUGGAAGAAUGUUAUCAAUCUUUGUGGUCAGGACUUUCCUACCAUGACCAACAAAGAAAUUAUUCAAUUCCUUAACAGCGCAACAUGGAAAGGAAAGAAUAUCACACCUGGAGUGAAGCAACCUCUUGCUUUUAAGGACAGAACAAACACGAAACACAAAGAAAUAACAGCUUUUGGAAAUUCAUAUAUUUUAUCAUUUUUUGUCAAGAAAGAUAUCCCUCCAGCUAAUCUUGAUAUUUAUUUUGGAUCAGCAUACUACUCCUUAACUCGGAAAUUUGUACAGUUCAUCUUUAAGGAUAAGAGGGCUCAGGAGCUUCUAGAGUGGUCCAAGGACACAUACAGCCCAGACGAACAUUACUGGGUAACACUUAAUCAUUUGCAAGAUGCACCAGGCAGUACACCAAACGCUUCCUGGGAGGGGAGUACGCACUUGGUAAAAUGGAAAGACCAAGAAGGAAAAGCUCACGAAGGCUGCAGAGGGAAAUUUGUGCACAGUAUCUGUGUGUAUGCACCUGGAGAUCUUAAGUGGAUUAUUGAAAAGGAUAACAUGUUUGCCAAUAAGUUUGAAAUGGAGACCUUCCCACUUGCAGUUCAAUGCUUAGAGCGACGACACCGGCUUCAAGUGCUCAGUCAGGCAGAAGUUGCAAUUGAACCUGCAUGGAGACUACAAGACAACACUUAUUUUGAUAUGCGUCAAAAUGUUUGAUUGCUGAGAGAGAGAGAGAGAGAGAGA
This is a messenger RNA of Erpetoichthys calabaricus (reedfish), 1352 nucleotides long. It is a transcript of the gene gcnt7, whose product is annotated as glucosaminyl (N-acetyl) transferase family member 7. The transcript has 3 exons. Gene Ontology annotation, cellular component: membrane. Gene Ontology annotation, molecular function: acetylglucosaminyltransferase activity. Bases 27 to 1325 code for a protein of 432 amino acids. NCBI's taxonomy places the organism in Eukaryota, Metazoa, Chordata, Cladistia, Polypteriformes, Polypteridae. The record is from RefSeq and is a predicted model, not a curated record.